UUUUGUUUCGGGAAUGUUGCAUUGAAAGUGGAUAAUACUGCAUUGAUUCGAUCACAAUUGCCACAGUAAAGGGAAACAGGGAAAACUCAAUCUCGUGCUUCUUUUUCUCAGGGAGCUGAUAUUUCUUCUGCACUUUCCGCGUCAGUCCCCACAUUGCUCAACCACAACUGUCACGUGCAAUAGAUCAGUCUGAGGAACUUUCAUUUACAGGAAAUCACCAAGCGAUAGACAUCAACAUGGGAGUUGGAGUUGGAGUUGGAAUUGGUGGAUUCAUUACAUUCUUGACUUUAGCCUCUUGUUUUGGAGAUAUUACAAAGGUUGACACCAGUGGGGCCUCAGAGAUAACCGCUAGACAAGACAAGCUAACUGUCCAAGGGGUGGAUGCCUCUCAUAAACUGGCUGAGCAUGACCUGGUGAGGAUGAACAAGUACAAGAAGCUCAUCACCAGGGUGGGGCAGAAGCAUGGCCUGGACCCAGCUAUCAUCGCUGGCAUCAUCUCCAGAGAGUCCCGGGCUGGGGCAGUGCUGGACCAUGGCUGGGGAGAUCAUGGAAAUGGAUUUGGGCUCAUGCAGUAUUUCUUCUGCACUUUCCGCGUCAGUCCCCACAUUGCUCAACCACAACUGUCACGUGCAAUAGAUCAGUCUGAGGAACUUUCAUUUACAGGAAAUCACCAAGCGAUAGACAUCAACAUGGGAGUUGGAGUUGGAGUUGGAAUUGGUGGAUUCAUUACAUUCUUGACUUUAGCCUCUUGUUUUGGAGAUAUUACAAAGGUUGACACCAGUGGGGCCUCAGAGAUAACCGCUAGACAAGACAAGCUAACUGUCCAAGGGGUGGAUGCCUCUCAUAAACUGGCUGAGCAUGACCUGGUGAGGAUGAACAAGUACAAGAAGCUCAUCACCAGGGUGGGGCAGAAGCAUGGCCUGGACCCAGCUAUCAUCGCUGGCAUCAUCUCCAGAGAGUCCCGGGCUGGGGCAGUGCUGGACCAUGGCUGGGGAGAUCAUGGAAAUGGAUUUGGGCUCAUGCAGGUUGACAAGCGCUACCACAAGAUAGUGGGGACAUGGGACAGUGAGGAGCAUAUCAGUCAAGGCAGUGAGAUUCUCAAUGAGUUUAUCCGAAGGAUCCAGGCUAAAUUCCCUGCGUGGCCCAAGGAGCACCAGCUGAAAGGGGGAAUUUCAGCCUACAAUGCUGGGGACAAAAAUGUCCGCACCUAUGAGCGAAUGGACGUGGGCACCACUGGGGGUGACUAUUCCAAUGAUGUUGUUGCCAGAUCUCAAUGGUUCAAAAGACAGGGUUAUUGAAGACUCUCUUCAUUAUAUACUCCAGUCUUUGAUUCUACCUAUGGUGAAAAUAUUCAGUACGUGUUUUGGAAUAAAUCAAAGCAGUAAAAUGUCUUCUAUUUUCUGAAUAAAUCAAAGCAGUGAAAUACAUUAUAUUUUCUAAAUACAUGAAAUGAAAUGUCA
Oncorhynchus kisutch (coho salmon) is the source of this 1460-nucleotide messenger RNA. It is a transcript of the gene lygl1, whose product is annotated as lysozyme g-like 1. Gene Ontology annotation, biological process: peptidoglycan catabolic process; defense response to Gram-positive bacterium. Gene Ontology annotation, cellular component: extracellular region. The record is from RefSeq and is a predicted model, not a curated record. Lineage: Eukaryota; Metazoa; Chordata; Actinopteri; Salmoniformes; Salmonidae. Gene Ontology annotation, molecular function: lysozyme activity. The coding region runs from base 237 to 1298 and encodes 353 amino acids. The transcript is spliced from 8 exons.